AUGUGUGUCCUUCAUUCAAAAUGUCUACAGGGUUACAAGGAGACCCUCCCAGCCUCAGCGUUGUGCAUGCAGACCUUCUGCCUCAGACUCAAGGGGGGCAUAGGAGCUUUGUUGUCUGUACUCAACUUGCUGCCGCAACAGCACUGUAGAGAGAAAGGAAUCAGUGCUCGGGGGUGCGUGUGGAUAAGAGAUGCCGCAGCUGCUAAUGAGCUGCAGGAGAGGCUUUUCUUUGAUUUGCUGCAGUUAGCAGCAGCAGCAGAUGCUGCUGUUGCACAGCCAGCAGCAGAUAUUUCUUACACUGUGGGGCGGCUUUCGGAGGCCCUGAGGCGCCUACGGGGCCUUGGCAGGCUGAGCAUAAGGCCCCCUGGUUGCCUGGAAGAGGACUGCGAAACCACCGAAACCCUAAACCCUAGCCUGCAGCCAUAA
Molecule: messenger RNA, 426 nt
Organism: Eimeria acervulina
Lineage: Eukaryota; Apicomplexa; Conoidasida; Eucoccidiorida; Eimeriidae
Exons: 4
Coding region: 1-426 (141 amino acids)
Source: RefSeq, a predicted model, not a curated record